Pollicipes pollicipes is the source of this 432-nucleotide messenger RNA. Its product is annotated as prolyl 4-hydroxylase subunit alpha-1. The transcript is spliced from 4 exons. Gene Ontology annotation, cellular component: endoplasmic reticulum. Gene Ontology annotation, biological process: peptidyl-proline hydroxylation to 4-hydroxy-L-proline. The record is from RefSeq and is a predicted model, not a curated record. Bases 52 to 432 code for a protein of 126 amino acids. Gene Ontology annotation, molecular function: procollagen-proline 4-dioxygenase activity; iron ion binding; L-ascorbic acid binding. NCBI's taxonomy places the organism in Eukaryota, Metazoa, Arthropoda, Thecostraca, Pollicipedomorpha, Pollicipedidae.
GUGGCCGCCAUCACCGGCCUCGUCACGGACGUGGCCCGCGCGGAGGCCGAGAUGUUCCAGAUUGUUAACUAUGGGAUCGGUGGACAUUACAAUUACCACGACGACUUUCUCUACAAAGAUGCUACCAGGCAUCAAUUCGAACACACUCCUGACUAUCUCAACUCGGGGGAUCGCAUCGCAACAUUUAUGUUCUACCUGAGUGACGUGAUUCGGGGCGGCGCCACCGCCUUCCCGAAGCUGGGCGUGUCCGUGUUCCCGGAGCGGGGCGCCGCCGCCUUCUGGUACAACCUGCGCCGCAACGGCCGCGGCGACGUUCGCGCGCUGCACGGCGGCUGUCCGGUGGCGUACGGCGCCAAGUGGAUCGCCAACAAGUGGGUCCGCGAGCGCAACCAGUUCCUGCGGCGGCCGUGCACGCUGGACCCUUCCCAGUGA